UUGCGUGUCGAUUGGUAUCCUGUGCGCUGAGAUCAAAGGGCGAUCUCGUAUACAAGUAGCUUUUCACGACACCGCCCUUCAGCGCCACCGUGCCCCCGUGGGAGAGCAUAUCUCCGCAACCACCGGUCGGAUGGACAUUCCCGAUGGCCUCAACAAUAGCGGGGAAUCGUGCCAGCACAGCGGACGUUGUCGCGUGUCAUUUAACGACCUGUGCGCUGAGAUCCGGGCGGUGUCGUGUGCCUAG
Molecule: messenger RNA, 244 nt
Organism: Ectocarpus sp. CCAP 1310/34
Lineage: Eukaryota; Phaeophyceae; Ectocarpales; Ectocarpaceae
Source: the annotation of a GenBank genome assembly